AUGUCAUCGGAUCAUGAACGGGAGUUUUCUAAGUAUGUUGCUGAGAUAAGUCGCUCCCAAAGGUGUCAUGUUGCCGAACGUGUAGAAAAAUUAGCCCGACACCAAGGAAAGGCUUGGCAUUACUUUAUUGGAUGCGUGACAUUUUCAACAGUAAGUGCAAUGCUGGUAUUUAAGUUUUGGGGCCCACGUCAUAUUUUUAAAAAUAGUAUGUAUUACGCCAGACCGUUGCCACCAGCUAUUAGUAUGGGUAUUGUUCUUUAUGGUAUCGUUUACACUUGCCGUGGUAUGCUUAUGAGAAACCGAAUAUGUAACAUGAUGGAGGAUUAUGAGUAUGAAUUAAAGCGAAUAAGUGCUCAUCACUGUGAAGAGGGAGUUACACAACUCGCAUGGUUGCAGUUUGUAACUGAUCAAUUAAAACAAUGUGCAGAGCAUCGUUUUGAUUUUAAAAAACUCAGGGAUUCAUAA
This is a messenger RNA of Trypanosoma theileri, 465 nucleotides long. RefSeq lists its product as uncharacterized. The transcript has a single exon. Lineage: Eukaryota; Euglenozoa; Kinetoplastea; Trypanosomatida; Trypanosomatidae. Bases 1 to 465 code for a protein of 154 amino acids. The record is from RefSeq and is a predicted model, not a curated record.